This is a messenger RNA of Cynocephalus volans (Philippine flying lemur), 3981 nucleotides long. It is a transcript of the gene ADGRA2, whose product is annotated as adhesion G protein-coupled receptor A2. The record is from RefSeq and is a predicted model, not a curated record. Lineage: Eukaryota; Metazoa; Chordata; Mammalia; Dermoptera; Cynocephalidae. Gene Ontology annotation, biological process: G protein-coupled receptor signaling pathway; positive regulation of canonical Wnt signaling pathway; sprouting angiogenesis. The coding region runs from base 1 to 3981 and encodes 1326 amino acids. Gene Ontology annotation, cellular component: Wnt signalosome; plasma membrane. The transcript is spliced from 19 exons. Gene Ontology annotation, molecular function: G protein-coupled receptor activity; protein binding.
AUGGGCGCCGGGGGACGCAGGAUGCGGGCGGCGCCCGCGCGCCUGCUGCUGCCGCUGCUGCCAUGGCUGCUGCUCCUGGCGCCCGAGGCUCGGGGCGCGCCCGGCUGCCCGGUCCCCAUCCGCGGCUGCAAGUGCUCCGGGGAGCGGCCCAAGGGACCGAGCGGCGGCGUCUCCAGCCCCGCGCGCAGGAGGGUGGUGUGCGGAGGCGGGGACCUCCCGGAGCCUCCCGAGCCCGGCCUGCUGCCCAACGGCACCGUCACCCUGCUCUUGAGCAACAACAAGAUCACCGGGCUCCGCAACGGAUCCUUCUUGGGACUGUCCCUGCUGGAGAAGUUGGACCUGAGGAGCAACGUGAUCAGCACGGUGCAGCCUGGUGCCUUCCUGGGCCUGGGGGAGCUGAAGCGCUUAGAUCUCUCCAACAACCGGAUUGGCUGUCUCACCUCUGAGACCUUCCGAGGCCUCCCCAGGCUUCUCCGACUAAACAUAUCUGGAAACAUCUUCUCCAGUCUGCAACCUGGAGUCUUUGAUGAGCUGCCGGCACUUAAGGUUGUGGACUUUGGCACCGAGUUCCUGACCUGCGACUGCCACCUGCGCUGGCUGCUGCCCUGGGCCCGGAAUCACUCCCUGCAGCUGUCAGAGCACACCCUCUGUGCCUACCCCGGUGCCCUCCAUGCCCAGGCCCUGGGUGGCCUCCAGGAGGCCCAGCUGCGCUGCGAGGGGGCCCUGGAGCUGCACACACAUCACCUCAUCCCAUCCCUACGCCAAGUAGUGUUCCAGGGUGACCGGCUGCCCUUCCAGUGCUCCGCCAGCUACCUGGGUGAUGACACCCACAUCCACUGGUACCACAACCGGGCCCCCGUGGAGGGCGAUGAGCAGGCGGGCAUCCUCCUGGCCAAGAGCCUCAUCCACGACUGCAGCUUCAUCACCAGCGAGCUGACCCUGUCUCACAUCGGCGUGUGGGCCUCGGGCGAGUGGGAGUGCUCUGUGUCCACGGUCCAGGGCAAUGCCAGCAAGAAGGUGGAGAUCGUGGUGCUGGAGACCUCUGCCUCCUACUGCCCCGCAGAGCGUGUUGCCAACAACCGCGGGGACUUCAGGUGGCCUCGAACUCUGGCUGGCAUCACAGCCUACCAGUCCUGCCUACAGUAUCCCUUCACCUCUGUGCCCCUGAGCGGGGGUGCCCCAGGCACCCGAGCCUCCCGCCGGUGUGACCGAGCUGGACGCUGGGAGCCAGGGGACUAUUCCCACUGUCUGUACACCAACGACAUCACCCGGGUGCUGUACACCUUCGUGCUGAUGCCCAUCAACGCCUCCAACGCACUGACCCUGGCCCAUCAGCUGCGAGUGUACACGGCCGAGGCUGCCAGCUUUUCAGACAUGAUGGACGUAGUCUAUGUGGCUCAGAUGAUCCAGAAGUUUUUGGGUUAUGUCGACCAGAUCAAAGAGCUGGUGGAGGUGAUGGUGGACAUGGCCAGCAACCUGAUGCUGGUGGACGAGCACCUGCUGUGGCUGGCCCAGCGUGAGGACAAGGCCUGCAGCGGCAUCGUGGGCGCCCUGGAGCGCAUCGGGGGCGCCGCUCUCAGCCCCCAUGCCCAGCACAUCUCUGUGAACUCGAGGAACGUGGCGUUGGAAGCCUACCUCAUCAAGCCCCACAGCUACGUGGGCCUGACCUGCACAGCCUUCCAGAGGAGGGAGGUGGGGGCACCAGGCACACGGCCAGGCAGCCCCGGCCACAGCCCCCCGGCCGAGCCCGAGCCCGAGCCCGAGCCCCUGGCCGACCAGCAGCUCCGCUUCCGCUGCACCACCGGGAGGCCCAAUGUGUCUCUGUCGUCCUUCCACAUCAAGAACAGCGUGGCCCUGGCCUCCAUCCAGCUGCCCCCCAGCCUGUUCUCAUCCCCUCCGGCUGCCCUGGCUGCCCCGGUCCCCCCAGACUGCACCCUGCAGCUGCUCGUCUUCCGGAACGGCCGCCUGUUCCGCAGCCACGGCAACACCUCCCGCCCUGGAGCUGCUGGGCCCGGCAAGAGGCGCGGCGUGGCCAGCCCUGUCAUCUUCGCGGGAACCAGUGGCUGUGGUGUGGGAAACCUGACAGAGCCGGUGGCUGUCUCGCUGCGGCACUGGGCUGAGGGGGCCGAGCCUGUGGCAGCUUGGUGGAGCCAGGAGGGGUCUGGGGGCUGGAGCUCCGAGGGCUGCCAGCUCCGCUCCAGCCAGCCCAACGUCAGCUCCCUGCACUGCCAACACUUGGGCAAUGUGGCCGUCCUCAUGGAGCUGAGUGCCUUCCCCAGGGAGGUGGGGGGCGCAGGGGCGGGGCUGCACCCUGUCGUGUACCCCUGCACAGCGCUGCUCCUGCUCUGCCUCUUCACCACCAUCAUCACUUACAUCCUCAACCACAGCUCCAUCCACGUGUCCCGGAAGGGCUGGCACAUGCUGCUGAACCUAUGCUUCCACAUGGCCAUGACCUCCGCCGUCUUUGCAGGGGGCAUCACGCUCACCAACUAUCAGAUGGUCUGCCAGGCGGUGGGCAUCACCCUGCACUACUCUUCACUGUCCACACUGCUCUGGAUGGGUGUGAAGGCCCGAGUCCUCCACAAGGAGCUCACCUGGAAGGCGCCCCCUCCACAAGAAGGGGACCCUGUCCCACCUGCCCCCCGUCCCAUGCUCCGAUUCUAUCUGAUCUCUGGAGGGAUCCCACUCAUUAUCUGUGGCAUCACGGCUGCCGUCAACAUCCACAACUACCAGGACCACAGCCCCUACUGCUGGCUGGUGUGGCGUCCAAGCCUAGGAGCCUUCUACAUCCCAGUGGCUUUGAUUCUGCUGAUCACCUGGAUCUAUUUCCUGUGUGCAGGGCUGCACUUACGCGGCCCUCUGGCACGGAGCUCCAAAGCGGGCAUCAGCAGGGUCUCCCUGGAGCCAGGGGAGGAGCCGAGGGGUUCCUCCAGGCUCAGGAGCGGCGGCCCCCUCCUGAGUGACUCAGGUUCCCUUCUGGCUACAGGGAGCUCAGGUGCGGUGCCGCCCGGGCCCCCGGAGGACGGUGACAGUCUCUAUUCUCCGGGAGUCCAGCUGGGGGCGCUGGUGACCACGCAUUUCCUGUACCUGGCCGUGUGGGCCUGCGGGGCUCUGGCCGUGUCCCAGCGCUGGCUGCCCCGGGUGGUGUGCAGCUGCCUGUACGGGGUGGCGGCCUCGGCCCUGGGCCUGUUCGUCUUCACCCACCACUGUGCCCGGCGCAGGGACGUUCGGGCCGCCUGGCGCGCCUGCUGCCCCCCGGCCUCGGCCCCCCACGCCGCAGCCCGGGCCCUGCCCGCCGCCCCGGAGGACGGCUCCACAGAGUUGGCGGACGGGUCCCCCUCCCUCAAGUCGUCCCCUGGCGGCGGCGGCGGCGGCCACGCGCUGCCCCCGGGCCCCUGCAAGCUCACCAACCUGCAGCUGGCGCAGAGUCAGGCGUGCGAGGCGGCGGCGGCGGCCCGCGGGGAAGGGGAGCCCGAGGCCUCGGGCUCCCGGGGCAGCCUCGCCCCGCGCCACCCCAACAACGUGCACCACGGGCGCCGGGCGCACAAGAGCCGGGCCAAGGCGCACCGCGCGGGGGACGCCGGCGGCAAGAGCCGGCUCCGGGCCCUGCGCGGGGGCGCGGCGGCGGCCGGGGCGCCCGAGCCGGGCUCCAGCGAGAGCGGCAGCCUGCGCAACAGCCCGUCCGACAGCCACCCGGGCAGCAGCCGCGACAGCCCGGGCGCCGGCCCGCAGCCGGAGGGCGCGCCCGUGCCCACGCCGUCCGAGGGCAGCGACACCAGCGCGGCGCCGCUCCCCGAGGCGGGGCGGCCGGGCCAGCGCCGCGGCGCGCUGGACAAGGACAGCAAGCGCCGCUCGUACCCGCUGCACAGCGCCAGCCUCAACGGCGGCCCCAAGGGCGGCAGGUGCGACGACGCCAGCGCCGAAGCGGCCGGGGGCGGCUGCAUGAGGACCGGCCUCUGGAAGAGCGAGACCACCGUCUAG